AUGGAGCCCAAUCCUCUCCAAAGAGACCCUUCUGUGAACGAGGACAAGCCCGCCGUGGCGCACGCCUCACCAGCCGAUCCGCCCAACCCCCUGAUGCAUCCCCAGCAGCAGCAGCAGCAGCAGCAGCAGCAGCAGCAGCAGUACCCCAGCUACGGCGCCGGCCCGUCCCAGCAGCGUCCAAGCCUGGACCCGGCCGGCUACGCCCAACGACACCGGCCCAGCUCGUCCUCUGGCAACACGACGCAGUUCGAGUACGGCCACAACCCCAAUGCCCACGUCCACCGCCACGCGGCGGACGGGCGCCUGCCCGCCUUUGGCGGCGAGUUCCAGCCGGGCCUGUUCCGGGCCGUCGACGACCGCCGCUUCGGCAACCCGGCGCCCCUGGGCCUGUCGGCGUUCGCGCUGACCACCUUUGUGCUCUCGGCCGUGCACCUGGGCGCCAGGGGGCUGAGCGCGCCCGACAUCGUGGUGCCGCUCGCGCUCGGCUACGGCGGGCUCGUGCAGCUGCUGGCGGGCAUGUGGGAGAUGGCGGUCGGCAACACCUUUGGCGCCACGGCGCUGUCGUCGUACGGCGGCUUCUGGAUCGCCUACGGCGUCAUGCUGACGCCGGCCUGGAACACGUACGCCCUCGGCGCAGGCAGCGCCGGCCUCGGCCGCUCGCUCGAGAGGGCCGGCGGGGCGUUUGGCAUGCUGGCGGCGUUCCUAGCGUGGUACAACGCGUUUGCUGGUAUUGCGGACCACAGCAACUCGCUCUUCCUCAUCCCCGUCUUCCACUUCCCCUGGUCCGAAAAGGGUCGGAGCGCGAGGGCGGCGCACGCUGCGGCGCACAAGACGGAUCGGGAAAACGCAUGA
Messenger RNA from Gaeumannomyces tritici R3-111a-1, 852 nucleotides. RefSeq lists its product as hypothetical. Gene Ontology annotation, cellular component: plasma membrane. The transcript is spliced from 3 exons. The record is from RefSeq and is a predicted model, not a curated record. Gene Ontology annotation, molecular function: acetate transmembrane transporter activity. Lineage: Eukaryota; Fungi; Ascomycota; Sordariomycetes; Magnaporthales; Magnaporthaceae. The coding region runs from base 1 to 852 and encodes 283 amino acids.